GCCAAUGAACUCUAAAAACGCGAAUGGGCGGUAAGAUUCGCUCAUUGACAAAGUUGAAUGAAUAAUUGCGCGAACAAGUCACGAAUUACAAACCAACUAAGCAAGCGAGCAUGAAUGAAGCGGAUAGUAAACAGAUGAGAAAAUCUGAAAGAUCGGUUACGGCUACAGAUCAACAAGUGGUUAUUGAUAUCAACGUCGAUAACGAACGGGAGGACAAUGGCGAUGAAGAAGAGGUUGACGAGGUCGGAGGGGAUGAGGAAGAUGCAGACGAGGAUGACUGGUGGGAAAGCGACGCCGCCUCGAGCACUGGGUCGUAUUAUUCCGACAAUGAUAGUUCAAUCGUCGAGUGGGAUUCAGCAAUCAAAUGGAAUGGAGAGGUAUUUUAUAUCGAAUCUCUGCCCAGCACUUUAACCGAUACACGCGAUUACCAUUCUCCGCUUCGUCGCGAGUCCAAAUCUCUGUCACCUGAGCUAACCAGGAGACGCAGUACCAGGGCUGGCAAGCUCAUGCGUCUCAUAAGACGAAGAGAAAGCAGAAGGUGUAGCGUCAGGAACAAAAAGACAAGGGAUGUGACUGGAGAGAAAGGUCAUACUUUGGGUGCGAACGAAGCUAAGUUCUUUCAAAGAGGCGGCACUAGCCAAGGAACUACUAAGGAAGUUACAUUCAGGGACAGUGAAGCAGGUGAGAUCAAGGAAGUUACAGUCAGAGUUGAUCCUGGCAAAAGACACAAGCUGGGAAGACGAGCUUCUCUGUGCGAAGCUUACCUUGGCAUUGCACCAGGCGCCUUUUCUGACAAUGUCAGAGUCAUGGUGGCAGGUUUUGUUCCCGGGGGAGAAGCCAUGAAAGAUAAAAACAUAAAGAUUGGUGAUUGGCUGAGAAGCCUGGAUGGCAGAGAAGUGAAUGUUGGAAACUUGGAAAGCUUAUUGUCUGAGAUUCUUGAGCCACAAAAUGUAAAAUUAGAACUGCAAAGAGUUGCUGGUAGUGAAAUUGGUAAAACUCCGUUGGAAAGUAAUUUUGAAAAGCCGCAAUCGCCAAUGGUUCGUCGUUUGGUAUUGGAGGAGGAAUCGCAUCCAUUGAUGGAAUUGCUUUUGAAACACUCUGUUGGUAUAACAUUUGUAAAGACGACUGGCCUUUCAGAAACCGGACCAGAGUUACAGGAUGUUCUCUACACCUUUCCACGGUCGUUAGAUAAUAGUACUCAGUCUAUUCUGUGCCGAGCAAGAGGAGCCUUCGCUACCCUUGAUCAUAUGCUUCCUGGAAUAUCUGGUCCUCGUCCAAUAAGCACAUCUACUUGGUUUGAGAACGAAUUGAUCCAUAUUUCCUAUGUAUCCAGGGGAGAAGAAUUGCUUUUACUCGCACUGCCAGAAAAAUUCUGCUGUCUUCAAGAAACAUUGGAAAUAACUGAAGAUGUUGUACGCGUUUUAGAAUUUAGUUAUCGAACUUUGGGUGAGUGUUUCACACCAAAAAAAAAUCAUUCCAGUUUAGACCAUUUCUUUGCACUGCUGUUUUGGAGACCAAGCAAAGAAUCGACGAAUCUCGCUUCCAUAAACGAAUCAAAAAACGAUUUAUCAUGCAGUUCAAAAGCUUCAAAUUUUCACGAUACUUUGCCAGCUGCACGUUUUAUCCAAUUGCCAAGAGAUGCUCAAAUCCAAAUAGAUGCAGCUUUGAAUGAAAUGGAGGCUAUGGACUACAGAGAUUGGAAUGAAGAUCCUAUGGAUUGUCAACGCCUUUAUACAAUUCUUGGAAGUUGUCUAUAUCACAAAGAUUUUCUUCUGGGAUCUCAUCUACCCCAUCAAGAUCUAAUUGAAAUUCAUUCCUUCCUACGUCAGAAAGGAUUACUGAAUUUAAUCAAAAACGAACCUGUCAAAUCUUUGAUAGUUUGGAAGGAAGUCUAUCCUUUGUCGUGUAAUCGCGGUCAUCUGCAGUCUGACGGUGAAAACGACAAACCCUUUGUACCCAAUGGAAGGUGGUUCUUACUUGUUGUUGGUUUUGGUAACCAGUUAUUGGCUGUUUUACUUGAGUCCGGAGGAUGUACAGCGGAACUUGAAAACAAUGCCAGCCCUGAUGUAUUUUAUGUAGAAGAGGCGCAGGAAACUUUAAAACAUAUACAAAAAAUCGGUAUACCAACAUUGGCCGAGAAAUGGAUCGCGGCCAAUACUAGAUCAGGAAUUGAGUUAACCCAAGAUGGGGCAGCCAACAAAUCUAUUCCUAGCAUCGCCGAAAAUUUAUUCGGUCUGGUAAAAUCAAACGAGUCUCGUUCCACACUGCCAAAAACAAACUCUGUAGUCAGUAAAAAAAAUCUGGAAGUAUCAUCCAUUUUAAAAAGACGAAGUCUAGAACAGAGUACCGUCUCCACAGGGUCUGUCUAUUCUUUGCAAACAUCUGAAGAUUCUACAAGUCAGGGGACUGGAGCAGUCAGUGAAGCAAGUGACGAUGUUGCUCCAAUCCUAGGCCGACGGGCAACAAGGGAGAGAAUAAAUAACACGAAUUCUCGACAAUCAGAUUGCAGUGACUCCGACAUGGAUUAUGAUCGGAAUGAGAGCCAGCCAAGUACAAUGGAUAUAACAGACAUUCGUCAAAAUUUGUUGAGUCAGGCGGAAUAUAUAGUGCCAAAAAAGGUGAGCGCUGGUACCGAAGACACUUUGCUUCACUAUGUACAUUUAGAUACACUUGAAGGUGUUUUAUUAUCUUCGAACGUCGGGAUCGACGGGAGUUUGAAGGAUUCAAAAGUUCUUGGACUCUUCAACAGCGCUGCCCGUGUCAUUCAUAAACUCCUUCAAAGAACUGUGAGAUUUGAGAAAAUGCUCAAUCAAGAUACGGACAAGUCUGUGAUUAACAAGAGUUUGAUUGCUAUCAAGGAACACGGUGUCCUGUUUGAGUGCGAAGGUGACACAUAUUGGGUAGUCGGACGUUCGUAUACAUCACCGCAGCCUCGAGAACUAUAUGUCUGUUAUCGGGACUCGGCACCCCAAAGUUUGAUCGAAAUGGCAUUCAGGUUGAAUACAAACUAAAACAAUGUAAAAAUUUAUAUUGUAUAGUUAUCAUACACCUUUUUUUUAUGCUUCACCGUUAAAUGCAAACUGUUGAAGGUGGUUACCCUAUUGAAGUUGAAGUACACUUUUUGCACGUAUAGUAGUUAGUUCUUAUUGCGACAGAAUGUGUAAUGUAUGUUAGUGAUCAUUUUUGAAAAGACAAAAAUAUAUUUUCAAAA
Molecule: messenger RNA, 3211 nt
Organism: Diprion similis
Lineage: Eukaryota; Metazoa; Arthropoda; Insecta; Hymenoptera; Diprionidae
Gene: in
Product: protein inturned
Exons: 11
Coding region: 111-3011 (966 amino acids)
Biological process (GO): nervous system development; establishment of planar polarity; cilium assembly
Cellular component (GO): cytoplasm; cilium
Molecular function (GO): protein binding
Source: RefSeq, a predicted model, not a curated record